CCCUGCCUGCCUUGCUUGCCUGCCUUGCUUGCCUUGCUUGCUUGCCUGAGUGCUCUGCAGCAGAGAGGGAUCCAUGCAGAGAGAGAAAGGGAGCGGGAACAAAACAAUCUGCGUGGAUGCUGAGGCGGUGAUGGGGAAAAAGAGAAGAGCGGCCUUCCUUGUGUGAGGAAUCAAGAAGAGGAGGAGAGGAGACAUCAGGAGAGAGAGAGAGGGGGGAGCCAUGAUGAUGACCACCCUCCGCCGUUGUUUGUAGUGGAAGAGGAGGAGGAGGAGAGAAGGCUGCCAUGAUGAGGAGGAGGAUGUGGAGGGUGGCGGGGAGGGCAGCGGGAGGGAGGCUGGCGGAUGCUUGGCGCGGAUCCUGAGGAGAAAGAAGAAGGAGAAGGCCUCCCCUGCGAAGAAGACGCCCUCCUCCUCCUCCUCUCCGUCUUCUUCCCCUUCUUCUUAUGGCCUCAUUUUGGCGAGGCCUGGGCUUUGUGAUGAUUUCCCUCCUCAUGAAGGGGAGCGAGUGGGGGCUCGAGGGACCACCAUGCGGCUGCCGCUGCCGCUGCUGAGGUGAAGGAAGAAAGGCCUCCUGCGUGGCCCAUGCUGCUCCUGCUGCUGCUUUCCCCUCCUGGGCCUGGAUUACAUUGAAGGCCCCUCGCCAUGAAGAAGACGCGGAGCACGACCCUGAGGCGGGCCUGGCCCAGCGCCGACUUCUCGGACCGGGCCUCCGAGCGCCUCCGCUCCCGCAGCGAGAAGGACUACCGCCUCCAUAAGCAUUUCCCCCCCGCUUUCCUCUCCCAGGCCUCCCGGGGAUACAUGACAUCAGGUGAUGUAUCACCCAUCAGUAUGUCUCCCAUCAGUCAAUCACAGUUUAUCCCGCUUGGGGAAAUCCUUUGCUUAGCCAUCUCUGCAAUGAACUCAGCACGAAAACAAGUCACACAAGAAGCACUAAUGGAACACCUUACAACCUGUUUUCCAGGUGUUCCAACUCCAAGUCCCGAAAUCCUUCGUCAUACUUUGAACAUGCUGGUACGAGAGAGGAAAAUAUAUCCAACUCCAGAUGGCUACUUCAUUGUGACCCCACAGACUUAUUUUAUAACACCAUCCCUUAUAAGAACUAACAGUAAGUGGUACCAUCUUGAUGAGAGGAUACCUGACAGGUCUCAGUGUACCUCUCCCCAGCAAGGAACUAUAACUCCUUCCACCUCGGGAUGUGUCAGAGACCGAACGAUACCCAAAAACCACUGCGACUCUUGCCAUUGUUGCAGAGAAGACAUGCAUAGCAUGCAUGCCUCCACUCUACAGAGGAAAUCGGCAAAAGACUGUAAGGACUCAUAUUGCCCCCCUUCUCUGUGUCAGGUGCCACCCACUGAAAAAAGUAAAAGUACUGUAAAUUUUUCUUACAAAACAGAGACACUUACAAAGCCUAAAGAUACAGAAAAGCAGUCUAAAAAAUUUGGGCUAAAACUCUUUCGACUAAGCUUCAAAAAGGAUAAAACAAAACAGCUGGCAAAUUUCUCUGCCCAGUUUCCUCCUGAGGAAUGGCCUUUGAGGGAUGAAGAUACCCCUACCACUAUACCUAGGGAGGUAGAGAUGGAGAUAAUUAGGCGCAUAAACCCAGAUUUGACUGUAGAAAACGUCAUGAGGCACACGGCACUAAUGAAGAAACUUGAAGAAGAAAAAGCUCAAAGAAGCAAGGCUGGAUCUUCAGUUCAUCAUAGUGGGAGAAGCAAAAAGAGUCGAAGUCAUAGGAAGUCUCAUGGAAAAUCUCGGUCGCACAGCAAAACCCGGGUCUCUAAAGGAGAUCCUUCAGAGGGAUCCCAUUUGGAUGUACCAGGGGAAAGAGAAUAUGAGUUUUAUGACCCUCUCACGAGGUCGCCACGGGAAGGCUGUUUCAUAAUUGAACACAAAAGGGACAAUUUCCUCAUGCACAGCAGUCCUAACGUCCUUGAAUCUCAUUUUCCUAUGACUCCUGAAUGGGAUGUAUCUGGUGAAUUAGCCAAAAGGAGAACUGAGAUGCCUUUUCCUGAGCCUUCAAGGGGAAGCUCCCAUUCUAAAGUACAUCGAAGUCACAGCCAUACGCAAGACCGAAGAUCAAGAAAUGAGCGACCUAAUAAAGCCAAGGAGCGGUCUCGGUCAAUGGAUAACUCCAAAGGACCUCUGGGCGGUGCUUCUUUAGGUACACCUGAAGACAUAGUUGAAGCUUGCAGCCAAGAUGACCAGACAACCAGCCAAACAUACAUUGAUGAUAGCACCUUAAGGCCUUCACAGUCGCUCAGUCAUCAAAGGGCUUUGAUGUCAUCUGCAAGCUACAAAGAGCUUGUUAAAUCUGAAAAAUCUGGUAGCAACUCAGAAACUCCAACUCCUUGUAGUUUAUUAGAGCAGAGUAUGCCAGCAGACACCUUACAACCCUACAGUGAUCUCAACUCCUGUACCACAAAAUCAGCCAUUGAUGAUUACUUUCAGUGCAACACUUCUAGUGAAACUGUACUUACUGCUCCGUCACCUUUAGGAAAAAAUAAAGACGACCAUGACGCAAUGACUUUGACUGAAAAUGUUAAAAGAGUGUCUCCCUCAGAAAGACAGUUGCAACACAUAGCCAGGGAACCUGGAGUACACAAAGAGGAGUCGCCUAAAGGGCCAAACAACAGCAGUGGACCAGUUGCUACUAGCCAGACGUCUGAAGUUAUUGCAAAUGGCCGACUAGUUCAACACCACAACGCAGAAUCCACUAGCCUCGAUAAGAGGAAAGAAAUAUUUAGCAAAGACACACUUUUUAAGCCUCUCCACAGUACUCUGUCCGUUAACAGUUUUCACAAGCCUAGUGUGCCACUAUUAAAACCUCAUCAAAAGACAUCUUCUGACACAUUGCCAAGCAGAUGUGACAAAAUCGAACAAGCUUUGGUAACUUCAGUUACUCAAGUUAUACCCGUUUCCCAGAGACAGCAAGAGACAGCUGGAAACCAAGAAGCAACCUUUGAUUAUUACAAUGUAUCUGAUGAUGAUGACUCUGAGGAAGGGACAAACAAGAAUGCUGAAGAAGAGAAGAAUCGGGAUGAUGUGGGCACUAUGCAGUGGCUUCUUGAGCGGGAAAAGGAAAGGGACCUGCAAAGGAAGUUUGAGAAGAAUCUCACUCUUCUCACUCCAAAGGAAACUGAAAACAGCAACAAUCAGAGGGCCACACAUUCAGCGAGACUGGACAGUAUGGAUAGCAGCAGCAUCACAGUUGACAGUGGGUUCAAUUCCCCACGCACUCGCGAGAGCUUAGCUUCGAACACUUCAAGCAUUGUUGAAAGCAACAGGCGCCAGAAUCCCGCUCUCAGCCCUGCGCAUGGUGGUGCAGGUCCCAUGUUCAGCUUUCGAGCAACAGCUGACCCUUCCACGAGUGAAACUGAAAAACUGCAGAAACCUGCCAAUUGCCUGCAAGCUUCUGUUACAAGUGUUUGAUAGUGCUUCUUCCUCAGAUCCUCUGUCUCAUCCUAUACAGCAAAGUUUACGACACUGGGACCAAUGUUUACGUCUUUGGAAGGAAAAAGAACAGGCAUCUCAGCCACACAGUUUUGUGUCUCCUUAAACUGUGCUGCUACAUAGGCUAGGGGCAACAAAGAAAUCUUUAUUUCAAGGUCUUGCUUUUCACAUUUUGCGGCUCUGUAGCAACAGAAUAGCAGUAGGGAUAAUAUGUACACUUUUGCUUCACUUAAUCGUAACUGAGCACAUAUAUGAAAGUCUAGACACUGUAAGUGUAAUCUGCAUUUUCAAUGUCAUGCAGUUGCCAACUUCAUUUAAAAAUGCCACAGAUAUGUGAUGCCCCCUACCACUGAUUAAACUCUUUGCCACAGAGUUGAUUCUUUUCCUUUAUAAACUGAGCCUUUGUUGAAAGUAAACAGCUAAGGGUCACCUUGUGGGGAAACAAUGCCAAACAAGACUAGGAAAGACCUCAGCUCUACCUGUGAAUUAUUUAUACAUCUGUCAUUUUCACUGUGAGUCUUCAUGACAUGAUUUUGCAAGAAUCCAUAGCAAAAGUAAGUCAAAAGAGGUCAUGUUAUAAAGAUAUGGGAAAAGGUGGGAGAUAAUAGAGAUGUUAUCUAUUUUACUUUAUUUGAUUUGUUUCAGAAAUGCGAGAUGUUUAUCUACAACUUAUUUCUUAAUUUCCCCUAGUUGCAAGCAGGGAUGUAAGACUUUGAAUUGAAGGAGAGGAAGGAGAAACCAACGUUGAGGAACAUCACUAAGUGACAGAAAGAGUUACACAAACAGGUUUUGUUUAUUAAAAAAAUCAAGUUAGGUGGUCAUUAAAUGUGCCACUCCAGUUGUUACCCCCAAAUUAUUAUUAAUAUCAAAAUAUUUUUUUCAGCAGAGAUAAAGAGGAAAACUCUUUGUGAUACAAAUGAAAAAUAACAGCCUGAAGAGUUGAUUUCUUUCUAUGGAAGGACAAAUUAUAUUUCUAUUUUAUGUAGCUUUUAGAAUGCCUAAAUUAGGCUAUUGAAACUAGCAUACACUGUAGGAAACAGAUUUAGAGACAAAUAAACUUCAGGCCUUUUAUUGAAUUAUAUUUCUUUGUGGAUGAACAUUGUAUGGAAAUACUUAGUUUAAACACGGUCAUAUGAAUUGAAAUUUAAUGUAUCCAGAAGGAUUGCUGAUAGAAGUUUCUUGCCUGAUCUGAAAGAAUGAGAGGACAAAACAGCUUCAUUGGUGAUAAUUACAAUGAAUAAAAUCUUGCUAAGGGUUUCGUCAACAAAGGUUAGUUCAAUAAAAGACAUCCCUUUAUAUCUUUUGUGAGUCUCACAAACUUGAUAGCAGAAGUUCUAUAUCCACAGGUUAUUAUAUCUAAUGUGUAUGUCCUGAAAUGGCUAAUCCAAAGUAAUUUAUUAAUAAAAAGUAUUCUAGAUCAAUGUUUAGAGAGAUCCACAACUUCAAGAGGGAACUUGAAAAACUUUAAAGGGCCAAAUUCUGCUGUCAGUUUUUUUUUAUGCAACCCCAUAUUGCAGAAAAUUUGUUUUAAGAAAAUCAUGAUGGUGGUACAAGUUGAAGUAUGAGAGACUAUAAGAAUAACCAGAAGCAGUGUAAAUUGUUGUAUGCAUUGACAUUUACACUAUUUGUCUUUUGUUGAAAUCCAGGUGAUAUGAUCAAGCAUUCUAUUAAAGUAUUUUCAUCAGGUACUGGUGACGAUUUGUAUAA
This is a messenger RNA of Anolis sagrei ordinatus, 5157 nucleotides long. It is a transcript of the gene STOX2, whose product is annotated as storkhead box 2. The record is from RefSeq and is a predicted model, not a curated record. NCBI's taxonomy places the organism in Eukaryota, Metazoa, Chordata, Lepidosauria, Squamata, Anolidae. Gene Ontology annotation, cellular component: cytoplasm; nucleus. Gene Ontology annotation, molecular function: RNA polymerase II transcription regulatory region sequence-specific DNA binding. Gene Ontology annotation, biological process: regulation of transcription by RNA polymerase II.